UCAUUGACAGAAACUCUCUUUGAAUAUCCAUUCCUUCUCUCUUUCUACUCUUCUCCCUCUUCUCUUUCUAAACCCUAACCCAAUUAGUUCAUGAUUUUUUUUUCACCUCUCAAUCCAUCCCAAAAUGAAGCCAGAUUUCUUCAAAAAUCUACCACCAGAAAUCAUCACCGAGAUCUUCUUAAGGCUACCUGCUGUAAGCAUUCUAAUAAGCAAAUGUGUUUGCAAGCGAUGGAUCCAUCUGCUGGAGUCUGAUGCUUUUGUCAAGUCUCAUUUUGCCAGAUCCGCCCCCGCCCUCGUUGUUUUGGGGGAUUCAGGUGGGUUGAAAGUUUUGAAAUUCGAAGGCGAGCUCGAUCUGAACCUCAAGAGCCACCAUCCACUCAUCAAGUAUGAUUUCCCUUACCGCCAAGCAAAAGUAAGCAGUUCUGUUAAUGGUUUGAUUGCACUAAGGGUGGGUGUUAAUAUGAUUUGUGUAUGUAAUCCGAUCACUCGUGAAGUUAUUAAGCUGGAUCUGCCUUCUUCUUCAAGAGUAUCUGGUUUUGGAUUUGGGGCAAGCAAAAUCAGUGGCCGAUACAAGGCGGUCAGUAUUAGAAGUAAGCCCUAUGGCUAUGAUGAUAAAUUGGAUUGUCAUGUAUACACUCUUGGAACAGGAUCUUGGCGACGCCUUGAAGGUAACCCGUUUGUGCACCAGUAUGGUGAAGGUGCAUUUCUUAAUGGAAAUUUCCAUUGGAUAGCAUACAUGAAUGGAGAAAGGUCAUUGAUUUCUUGCUUUGAUCUUGAAACGGAAUGUUUUAGCUUCUUUAAAGCUCCUCCCUAUCUUGCUCAUGAAUUCUUCAGAAGAGGAACGACCUUGUCCGUUUUGAGCGGUUGCCUAUGGUUUUGCAAGGUAACAUCCGACUAUGAAGAUGAAGAUGAUGGUUGGCGAUGUGAGGUUAGUAUAUGGAUUAUGAAGGAAUAUGGAGUGGACGAAUCUUGGAGCAAGGAAUAUGUGAUCCCUCUUGAUGAUGGCAUGAGACUUUAUUAUCCCUGCAUCAGGGGAGACCUCUGACCGUGUCAAGUGUGGGCUUUUCACUCCCACCUUUGUUUCACUCAAAACUUUAGGUUUAGGUGUGGAGAAUGUAACCUCAUUCUGAUUGAUUGCAUUUUCAUAAUGCUGCAUCAACUAAAUGUGUGUUUGAAGAUUGAAUUAGUGAUGAAGCAUAUCAUUUAGAUCAAGGAAAUUAUCUAUAUAUAUUAUGGUUCCUUUUGGUACAUUUCAUAGUGGCAUUGAUGCUGCUUCUACUCCUACUUGUAUAGUUUGAGGGAUUAUUAUCCGUACUUUUUUUUUUUAAUGAAUCAUGUGAUGAUGAGAUUGUUGUUUGUUAUAUAUGUAGAUGUAGUGAUAUUUGUCAAUAUGAAAUUUGUAUGUAGCUUGUGUUAA
Salvia miltiorrhiza (redroot sage) is the source of this 1417-nucleotide messenger RNA. RefSeq names its product F-box protein CPR1-like. Lineage: Eukaryota; Viridiplantae; Streptophyta; Magnoliopsida; Lamiales; Lamiaceae. Gene Ontology annotation, molecular function: protein binding. Bases 125 to 1045 code for a protein of 306 amino acids. The transcript is spliced from 2 exons. The record is from RefSeq and is a predicted model, not a curated record.